Molecule: messenger RNA, 3617 nt
Organism: Aplysia californica (California sea hare)
Lineage: Eukaryota; Metazoa; Mollusca; Gastropoda; Aplysiida; Aplysiidae
Biological process (GO): negative regulation of delayed rectifier potassium channel activity; neuronal action potential
Cellular component (GO): axon initial segment; synapse; membrane
Molecular function (GO): transmembrane transporter binding
Source: RefSeq, a predicted model, not a curated record
AUGUCUAUCCUAGUCCCAAAAGCCAUACCAGGACUGUGGAACAAAAGAAUGUUUAUUGAGAUGUCAAGGCGAGUUAACAUCAUGUCACAUCCCUGUGAGAAAGGCUUACUCGCCGUCACACAACUUAAGAGAGGCAAUUCGUCUAGAGUGUCCGAGCUUAUCUCCCCUGGAACAACUUUAUUCCAUGAUUUGUACGAAGAUUCAUCAAGACGUAUCUCAACCUGCAGCUCCAAAGUUGAACCAAACAAGUUAGGAGCUCAAAAGGAUGCCAAAACGGCUACAUUACCGAAAAGUGCGAGGAGACUUAGAAGUGGAGGGACCGUGCCUUGGGUCCAGGACGAUAUGGAGAGUGUUGGCCAUCUCAUGUCUCCGGCGGUCACUCCUCGUACACCGCGUUCUGCUAGAACUUUGCUACCAGAGCAGAUCAACGAGCACGAAACAGUCACCAUGUCCCCGAGGAUGCACUAUCCAGAUGAUGAAGAUGACUUGGAGAAAGCCAGGGAAAGCAUCCAGAAAAAGAAGAGGGUACGAUACCUGCUUUCGCUGGUGAACUUCAACGUAGUGAACAAAGGAGUUUUGCUGCACGCUGCCAGCUCUUACGGGAACACCCUUUUACUCAAAGGAAUAAUGUCGUCUCCAAUGUGCAAACCUCAGAAACAGGACAAAUCCUCCUUUUCGCCGUUCUUGUACGCUUUGGCAAACUACAGUCCUGAAGCUUCGGAGUUCUGUCUCGGUAAUGAAAUGGGUCCUUUUGAGGCUGACCCGUUUACGGACGUCCUUUGUUUUGUCCUGUUGCGCAGAUUCAAUUUUCAGACCAACCACCAGACGUUGAGGAAACUCCUCAACCGUUUCACUAUUGCCAAAGAGACAAUCAGAGGCAUCAAAAUGAUCCUGAUCCCUAAGACAGAAAUGAUGAAAAAGUUCUGGCUGAGAGGUACUCUUCUCAACUUGAACCAGGACGUGUAUGAUGAUGAGUAUCUUGUUCGUUUGAUUCAGCUGGCUAUCAAACACGAUAAUGGUGCAGUUAGCAGUCGUCUGUUGAUGGUCAUGGCGGCAACUGGUCAGUCUAUGAUUCUUUCAGCCAUCUUAGGCGUCGUCAAGGAUCCUACUCAUCUGACAGAAAUGUUCAAGCGUAAAGUAGUGCAUAACGCCACGGUGUUGGAUUUGUUGUUUGUAUUGGCUCCUUCCCGGCUGACCAAAGAGCAGCAUCAACCGGAAUAUUUAGAGAGGAUGAAAAUCAUCAACGCUAUGUCCGAUGUGGUGAGACUGGAGAUCGCCGCCAGAACGCUCUCCGCAGCUGUCAGAAAGAACUUGCUCCCGAUGGUUGAAAUGAUCGUAAAAGACCAUACGCGAAACCACCUUCCUCUACAGCCCGCAGAAUUAUGGUACGAAGCCCUGUACAAAGCAGCAGAAAAAGGUGAGCUCGAUUUUAUCAAUACGAUCUGUGUGGCGGAGAUCAAUGCCAAACCGGAAGAAGUACAAGCAGCCAUGUUGAAAGCUCUUUGCCUCGCGUGUCUCCGUCGGCACAGGCAUAUUGCCAACAGGUUGCUACUGUUCAAGAUGCCUCUUAACGCGAGAGUGGAAGGUGUGACAGGGAAGGAAGACGAAGAGGCCCGGCUCUCACUAGACUGCGCUAUUCAAGGCGGUGAUUCCGUCAUCGCCAGUCUGAUCCUACAGACAAUGGAAGAGACGGGCAUGAUACCUCAUCCUCAAGAUAUCCUCAAGUGCAUCUUCAUGGCCUUCGAGAAAGGCAUGGAAGCGAUCGUGGAAAACCUUUUACGCUUCGCUCACGUGGUUUCCCCAACACUUGUCACUGUGCGGAUCUGCCACAUGCUCUUCCUGUCGGCUGCUACAAAAGGAAGCGGUGUCGUCUGUGUUCGAUUUCUGUCACUUCCAGACUUCAACGUGAACGCCAAAGAUGAGAACGGUUUCACUGCUCUACACUACGCCUCAAUGCAUGGCAAACACGGACUAGUGCAAGAGAUCGUUCGCCAUUGCAACACUUCCGUAGAAAUUCAAACACCCGAAGGCUGGACUCCUCUCGAUCUCGCCAGAGCUUUUGGACACCUUUCUUUGGCCACUCGGUUAGUAACGGAGUUCAAAGGGGUUCAGGGUUACGGAUUUGGCUACUUGAUGAACCAUAGUUGGUUGAGAUAUUAUUUAAAGCAAAAUGAAGAGCUUGGAGAAGAUGAAAGCGCCCCAGUCAUGACGUUCUCCGCCGGUGCAAGAAGCCGUGAUCUUGGAAUUGUGUCACUGGUGAAGCAGGGUAAUGAUCUAGCGGCAAGCUGCAUGAUCGAAGUGGCUCAAGAAUCAAUCGUGGCGUGCUUUUUGUACAUGUAUCACCACUUCCCUUUGCUCCAUUUCUGUGCGAAAUCAAAUUGUUACAGAACUCUUGAUAUCCUGAUGAAGCUCAUCGAAGCUCAACCCACUCAGAAUCUGAAAGAGUACUUGCAGAAAGAAGUAUCUGGGAAAAUUCCCCUGUGUGUCGCUGUUGAGAGUUGCAACGUGCAGUGCAUCAAACUCCUGGUCAAGGCCUUCUUCCCUAAAGACUGGCGCUACUCUCUCACCGGGGAGUCCAUGCUGCAUUUUGCCGCCAAAACAAACAAACCUGAGGUUAUAGAAAUAUUCAAAGAGUUUAUGGACAAUGAACUUCUUCAAGCUCAGGACAAAGAUGGUCUCAUCCCAGCUACAACUGCAGUUGCCCUGGGCCACCACACUACACUCCACUACUUCCUCGGCGGUCUACGCUUCGCGGAGAAGCUGCACCACGACCACAUGACCACGACCUAUUGGUGCGUCCUUUGUCUGCUAGAUUGUUGCAUUGGAUGGUCACGUGUGUUUUUACAAUCAGAUGGAAUACCAUUAACAGGGAACGGUAGAAACAUCUUCCAAAGACAUCGCACUGAAUCAGGAUUUUGUGUGUAUUCCCACAAUGGAAGCCAGGCCCUUACCAGCCACACACUUCAUACUAUUCAUUCCUGGGUUCGCCUCGGAGCCUCCAAAGAACUCCUGACUGCCGCUUUGUCCACCAUGCAAUAUUCAAUGAACGGGUUCAAAUCCGAACUUUUUCUGCAGCUAAGUCGGAAAACCAGAUAUGAAAUCUUGGACGACUUCAUACGGAAUGGGAAGGCAGAGAUAGCUUGCUAUCUCUACGAAAAGCUCUGUCCGUCUUUGGAAAUGAAGGACAAAGUCUGGCACUUCAUGAAUGCCGUUGCUUUUGGUAGAGAAGAAGUUGUGAAGAAAAUUCUUCAGCUCAGUGGUGAGGAAAUGUCCAAGAUCAAUUACGAGGGGGAUUAUUCUGCAAUUGAUGUUGCCAUAGCUUUUGGUCAUACUAAUCUGAUCAGCAUCGUGGCCGACGCCUUUGAAAAUCAAACAUCUCUGACAUCUCUGAAGUAUUUCUCAACGGAGAGAAGUAGCCUUCCCCUGAAUGUCAAGUGGUCUCUUGGACUCGCUAGCAUUGGGGACAAAGACUGGAGAGCGUCCAUAGAUUACUCAACAGAAAGGCUGUCACAUGUCGAUGUGUACCUCUCGAAAUCAGGAGCCAUCAAUUCAUUCCCGGCUGAUCUUCUUCCUCGAGACAUCAUGCCCAUGUCUUUGAGGGACAAAGCAAUUGAGGU